This is a messenger RNA of Populus trichocarpa (black cottonwood), 3239 nucleotides long. RefSeq names its product disease resistance RPP13-like protein 4. The transcript has 2 exons. The record is from RefSeq and is a predicted model, not a curated record. Bases 282 to 2849 code for a protein of 855 amino acids. Gene Ontology annotation, molecular function: ADP binding. Lineage: Eukaryota; Viridiplantae; Streptophyta; Magnoliopsida; Malpighiales; Salicaceae. Gene Ontology annotation, biological process: defense response to other organism.
UCAGUUCUAUAAAUUAGCUGCAUUCCUACACAACUUCUACAAGUAUACCGAAACCAGCUGUUCCCUCGUUCAUUUUUCUGAUAUCCCAUUAGCUUCUUCUGUCUCCUUUCUUUCACUUCUAUUCUCCUGUUUGCAAUUAUUCAAGCCACAUCUAACAAAUCUAUCUAUCAUCAGAAACUUUUCGUUUCAUAAGCCCAGAAUCUCUCACUUCGGGAAUUUAAUACAUUUUCUGAUUAUCAAGUCAGACUUGUGAAUCUCUCUCAUAUCAUCAGAACAAGCAAAUGGCGGUGGAAACUGUUCUUAUUGAAAACCUGGGAGAUCAAGUGUUUAGCGCUCUCAUGAAUCAAGCUCAAUUUGCAAUUGACUUCAAAAAUCAAUUUCAAGCUUUGAAGACACAACUCGACCUCGUCAAAGCCUUUCUUGCUGACACAAAUAACCUCAAAAUGAAGAAGGAAACUCUCAAGACGAGCUUGAUCAAGCUGAGAGAUCUGGUUUACGAAGCAGAUGACAUAUUGACAGAUUGCGUUCUUAGAUAUGAUUAUCAGAAAGAUGGGUCCUGCUCCAAAUACACACCUGAUGAAUUUUUCUUCAGGUGUCGAAUGGGGAGGCAAUUGAUGGACUUGAACUCACGCAUGGGCAAGAUGGGGAGUGACUUGCGCGCAUAUUUAACUCCACAACAUCUUCUAUCAUUGGGAGACAACCCUUACCGAGCUAAGGUAUUUACCUCUCAGGAUUUUGAGCCAUCUGAGGUUAUUGGACUGGAAGAAGAUAUAGAAAAGCUAAAACGAUGGAUUUUUAGUGCAAGUGGAGUCCUCCAAAGAAUUGGCAUUGUGGGAAUGGGGGGCUUAGGUAAAACCACCAUUGCACAAAAGUUUUUUGGAGAUAGGGCGGUCGCUGGCUGCUUUGAUAAAAAAAUCUGGGUGUCCGUUUCUCAGGAUUUCAGUGAUGAAAAGAUAAUCAAGAGCAUAUUGGAGCAGUUACGAAAGAAUCCCUCCCCGGUGUCUGAUCUAGGCCAAAUGUUGCAUGCUAUCAACCAAUCACUUCAAGGUCAUAGUUGCCUCAUUGUCAUGGAUGAUGUUUGGAGCUUCAAUCAAGAAUUGUGGGGUAAGCUAUGUUCUGCUAUUCAAAAAACAGAAAAGAGAAGUUGUGUCAUGAUCACAACAAGACAUGAAGAUGUGGCAACCCAUAUGGGAGUUGAAAGUUCACGCAUUCACCACCCAAAAGUUCUUGAUGAUAAGGACAGCUGGUCAUUGUUCUGCAACUUUGCCUUCCAGGAGACCAAGGGAAAAUGUCAUAAACCCCAAUUUGAAAUAGUAGGCAAAGAAAUUGUGGGGAAAUGUGGGGGGCUCCCUCUUGCAAUUAAGACAAUAGCAGCCUCUCUUGCAACAGAAGUUCACAACCUUGGCAAGUGGAAAGACAUUCUUGAGCACUUCCAUGAAUUGACUACCAGGAAGCAAAAUAGCUCAGUUAAGACUUCUCUGCAAUUAAGCUAUGAUGCACUCCCUACACAUCUGAAGCAAUUUCUUCUAUGCUUCUCAAUUUAUCCUGAAGAUUCCGUGAUUCAAGCUGAGCAAUUAGUGCAUUGGUGGGUUGGAGAGGGCUUCAUCCAGAGAACAGAGGAGCACUCAAAAACCGCAGAGGACUUGGGAUAUGAAUAUUUGACAGAUCUAGUCAGAAGAUGCCUUGUAGAAGUUGUGAAGAGGCGUGGCUAUGAUGGAAGAGUCUACAGCUGUAAGAUGCAUGAUUUGGUUCGUGAUUUAACAACAAUGUUUGCUGAAGAUGAGAUGUUGUGUAGCUUUGAAGCAGGCAAGCAGAAAUUGUCACCUGAUUCACGAUGGCUGGGCCUGACGAGUGAAAUGAGCACAGCAACAUUAAAGCAUUGUUCAAAGCUCAGGGCAUUGCUAUUAAUGGCCAGCAGUCAAGGUCAAUUUACUUUCAGUAAGAACCAAAUGGUGUCACUUGACUCUCUCAGAGUAUUGGAUCUCUCUCGAAUUAGGUUAGAUAGCACUUCCAUGGAGAAGCUCUUGAGCUGGAUUUUUUCGCUCCAACGCCUAGCAUAUCUAAAUCUCAGUGGAGCUGUAGGCCUUAAAGAAAUGCCAUCUUCAAUCCGAAAACUUCGUAAUCUCCAUCUUUUGAUAUUAGCCGAAUGCAGUGAUUUAACUAAACUUCAUCCAUCAAUCUCUUAUUUGAAGAAUCUCAUAGUCCUGGACUGCGGAUCUUGUGGUCUCCAAUACCUACCCCAAGGAAUUGGAAACCUCUCUCAACUUCAAGAACUAUCAGGUUUCAGGGUGGUACGUCAAUCCACACCACAAAGUUGUCAUCUCCUAGAGCUAAAACAACUGGUCCAACUAAGAGUACUUCGAAUGAACCUCAGCAAUGAGAGCGAAAUCACUGAAAGUGAAGGGGAGCUCUUAUCAAAGCUUGUGAAACUUAGGGUUCUAGCCAUCGACACUGAAGAUUGUAAAGAUAGAACUAUCCUAGAGAUGCUAGAUCGACUACACCCUCCUCCAAACCUCAAGGAAUUGUAUCUUAGGCGCUACCCUCACAAAAGUUUGCCUAAAUGGAUUAAUCCAACGAAGCUUUCUGUUCUGCAAUAUCUCUGCCUUGAGAAUGGAUCAGCUCUCAAAAGCAUCAAUCCAAGUGCUCAUUCCGAGGAAGAGAUUGCCUUCUCUUGGAACUACCUUGAGGGUUUGUGUUUGAAGUUCUUGCCAUUCUUGGAUGAAGACUGGACUGACUUACAGAAGACCAUGCAGUCAAUACGUUAUGUUGAGGUUAGCAAUUGUUUCAAUUUGAAAAAUUUCCCAUGUCCGGUUAACAAGCCAGGGACCUGGAGGAAGGUUGAAGAUUAAGGAAUCAAGUCCGUGAAUAAAGAAGCAUAUCUUCACCUCCUUGAAAAUCCAAGGGAUUCAUAUUGAUUGGUAAGUGAAGACAAUGAUCCCUCCAUUUGUUGCAUAAUAUCUAAGUUAUUUCACUUUCCCUAUGUGUAUAAUGUGAUUGUUCUGUAAUAUUGUUAAUUUGUUUAUACUAUGUGUAUACUGUCAUUGGUCUGUAAUACUGUUUAAAUUAUCGACACACUUUGUAGUUUAUAUAGUAGAAUUUUGAGUGUGACUUCAACCCAUGUGUGUGAGCUCGGAUCAGGCUUGGGUUCUGGCUCCGGGUUAUAGGCUUGAGUUUGUUUUUUGUCAACUGAUGAUGUACUAGAAUUUGGAUUUAUUAUAAAUUAAUUAUCUGCCCAUAAA